Molecule: messenger RNA, 1662 nt
Organism: Macrosiphum euphorbiae (potato aphid)
Lineage: Eukaryota; Metazoa; Arthropoda; Insecta; Hemiptera; Aphididae
Source: the annotation of a GenBank genome assembly
AUGGCUCUCGAUUUACAUCGUAAGUACAUCGAGAGAAGACAAGACAGUGCACCGUUGAAGGUGGCAACCAAAGACAUAAUAAAUUCUAAAUAUUACUUGGACCCUCUGGAGUUGUUGGGUGAGAGGAGCUUCAAUGAACCUCGAGAAGUUGAUGAGUCCGAAAUCGGAAGUCCGAUACAAGAGUUUUUCCGGGAUGCAGUCGUAUUUUUAACCGGUGGUACAGGUUUUAUGGGAAAGGUUCUAGUGGAAAAACUGCUCAGAACAUGUCCUCACAUAAAACAUAUUUAUUUGCUGAUCCGAUCUAAGAAGGGCAAGAACGUCGAUGAACGAUUGGAAGAUAUAUUUGAAGACAGGUUGUUCAAAAGAUUAAAAUAUGAAGUUCCCAAGUAUUAUCAUAAAGUUUCCGGAGUAGCCGGUGACUGCAGUUUGCCGGGUCUAGGAUUAAGUGUAAGCAGUCGAAAUACACUGAUUAAAGAAGUGAACAUAAUAUUCCACGGAGCAGCGACUGUGCGUUUUGAUGAACAUAUUCGAGUGGCUAUGGACAUAAAUGUUUCUGGGACAAGAGAAAUGAUAAAUUUGGCCAAGACUAUAACCAACUUAAAGGUCGUAGCACAUAUUUCAACUGCAUUUUCAAAUUGCAACCGAUUGCACGUCGACGAAAAAUUUUACGAUCCUGUUGCUGACUAUAAAGAUGUAUUGAAAUUGGUUUCUUCUACCGACGAUCAAACACUUCAUGGUAUGACUAGCAAAAUCCUUGGCGAGCUACCAAACACUUAUUCUUUUACGAAAUCCUUGGCAGAAGAUGCCAUUCGAAGAGAAGCACAAGAUCUUCCAAUAUUAGUUUUCCGACCAACCGUGGUGGUUGGUACUUACCGGGAACCAGUUAGAGGCUGGAUAGAUAAUGUAUAUGGUCCAACAGGAAUCGUAGUUGGAGCUGGUACCGGAGUACUUCAUACAUAUUAUCUCGAUUCUAAUAUUGUAACCGAUAUAAUUCCCGUCGACAUUGUUGUAAACGCUCUUAUAUGUGCUGCUAAAGAAACGGCAACUGCAAAAGUGAAACAUGAUGAAAUACCAAUAUAUACAUGUUCAAGUUCAAUACAAAAACCAAUUAAAUGGAAUGAGUUUAUCGAGUUAAAUAAACGUUAUGGUAUGCAGUGGCCUACAAUUCGGGCGAUUUGGUAUUCUUCGUUUUGGGUUACUAAAAAUCCAUAUUUAUAUGCAGUGUUAAAUUUUUUUUGUCACGUUGUGCCUGGGUAUACACUGGAUACAUUGGCUCGUUUUUCUGGACAAAAACCAAUAUUGAUGAAUAUUUAUAAGAAGAUUGAUAAAGUACGCGAUAUACUAGCAUAUUUCUCUAACAAAGAAUGGACGUUCCCUAAUGAUCGAUUACUGGCGCUAUGGGAUACUCUCGACGGUCAAGAUAAAGAAUUAUUCAAUUUCGACAUACAUCAAUUGUCAUGGGAUUAUUUUUGUCAGGCAAACUGUCUUGGUUUAAGAGUUUACCUCGUAAAAGAUGAUAUACACACAUUGCCUGCUGCCAGGAAAAAAUGGGAAAAAUUAUACAUAGCACAUAAUAUUCUGUUAAUAUUUGUGUACGGAAUUGUGUUGUGUUGUCUCUGGUUGAUUGUGUGUGUACCACUAAAAUUGACUGGGUUCAUGUAA